Messenger RNA from Miscanthus lutarioriparius, 1128 nucleotides. Lineage: Eukaryota; Viridiplantae; Streptophyta; Magnoliopsida; Poales; Poaceae. The record is from the annotation of a GenBank genome assembly.
AUGCCAGACUGUAUGGCAGAGGACACAGGAAUGAGUGGGAUCCUAGGUGCAUUGGCUACAAACGUUGACUUCAAGUUGUCAUUACUCAAAGAUGUUAUGGCUGAGUACACAGAGAUAAAACGUGUGAUCAAUGGGUUAGCCGAAGAAAAAGUGAGACUCCAACAAGAGAAGGAGAGGCUCCAGCAUGAGAAGGAGAUGCUUCAGCAUGAACAGCAAUCAAAUGGAGAGACUUUGGCAGCAAUGAAGGAGGACCUUUUGGCAUCAAAAGACACAUUGGUGGCAGUAAGAGAUGCACUUGUGGCAUCACAAGAGGAGAUUUCUCAAAAGUACUCCUGCCUGGAGUUUCUAAAGAAAAAACUUCAAGAGAGUGAAGCCAAGAAUAAUCAAGCUGAUCAACUGUGUGGAAAUGCUAUGGAGACUAUGCCUGUCCAACCAAGAGGGGUGCAAACAAGAUCAAUGCAAAAGAGGAAUAUAUUAUCCGAGGGACCUUCGGACUAUGGUGCUGAUGAAAAUGAGCAUACUAGCCAUCUGGAUGGCCCAUCUCUAUCUCCUUUGAAAUUGUUGGCAAAUCUUAGUACGCCAACGGGAUCAAUGGAGAAACAGAAAGGACUGUCUGAAAGACCUUUGGGUAGCGAUGCUGACAAUCUUGAGGGAUUCCUUGAAAUUGACACUGGAGGAAGGAUAAUUGGUAUAAAGGAAAUGGGGGAAUUGGAUGAGAAGGCAUUCAAGGCUGCUUGUCUUGCAAAAGUGCCUCCUGAAGAAGUUGGCGCAGCAUCUUAUCAGUUAUACUCAUCAUGGAAGCAGCAACUUGGUGACCUAAGUUGGUAUCCUUUCAAGGCUAUCACAAUUGAUGGCAACCACCAGGAGAUUGCGAAUAUUGAUGAUGAUAAGCUGCAAGAGCUGAAGAGGGCAUGGGGUUCUGGUGCUUAUAAUGCUGUGGUUAACGCCUUGGUGGAGAUGAAAGAGUAUGGCCGUCUGAACGACAGAAGCAUUGCCUAUGAGCUAUGGAACUUCAAGGAGGGGAGGAGGGCUACUACAAGGGAGUGUGUCGACUACAUGUCGAAUCAGGUGAAGAGGCUGACGGUGACGAAGCGCAGAAAGACACGCAGGUGGAGUGGCGCGGCGUGA